GUCAAAGUCAAAAAAAAAUCGCACCUUGCUUGCCUAUAAUAAGAUUUUUGGUAGCAAAGCAAUUACUGAGAUAAUUACCACUAAAAAUCUCAAAUUGCUAAUUAAAAUCUAAUAGAUCAUAAUGAGGUUGAGCAUUUUUCACGGGACUCACGUAUUCAAUUAGCGUGUGUUUUCCAACUUGUAGUAGCGCAAGAUAUUUAUUGUCUUUCAUUUAAAAAAAUUAGAAACUACAAGUUUUUAAAUAUAUUUUUGUGUUCUCUUUUGUGCAGCCUGACCUGAGCAAUGAACAUUUCACUCGACCACUUUAAAAAUCCAUUAUUAGAUAAUUUAAUUAUGUAAUUUCACCAAACGAUGACCCAAUCGACAACAGUGAAUUUCUAUCUUCCAAUGAAGUAAUUUGAAUAUUAUGAUGUUACUAUGUGCAAUACGUUUAUAUUGAAUAGAUAAAGGCUCUACAAGGAUACCUAAGUAACAUUUUGCUCAAUAGUUUGUUGAAUAGAUACUGUUACAGAUGGCUUGUAAUAUUAAUUGGAUCAUACCUGCCCUUAGAAAACCUACACAUUUAUGGAGGCUAGCCAGUACAAUUACUAUAAUGGCUGUUGGACUAUUUAGCAAAGUAUUAAUAAAAUUCCUAAACAAAUCAAAAAUCCACAAUAGACACAUCAUAUCCAAUUUACUAGCAAAAAGAGACCAAUCUAGGCCACUAGUAACAGUUUCUAAUCAUCACUCCUGUUUUGACGAUCCUGGAAUAUGGGGAACUCUAAGGCUCCGACACCUUCUCUCACCGACCAAAAUGCGCUGGUCCCUGGCAGCUCACGAUAUUUGCUUCACUUGCUCUCAACACUCGUACUUUUUUGGAUUAGGCAAAUGUAUUCCUGUAAUUAGGGGUGCUGGUGUAUAUCAAGAAGCUGUAGAUUUUAUGAUCGAACAAUUAGCCAAAGGCUCGUGGGUGCACAUUUUCCCUGAAGGCAAAGUGAACAUGACAAAAGAAUGCAUGCGUCUGAAAUGGGGCGUCGGUAGGAUGAUUUUCGAAUCACCAGUACCGCCUAUAGUUGUGCCCAUUUGGCACAUAGGAAUGGACGAUGUUUUACCAAACGAACCACCUUACGUGCUUAGGUUAAGAAAAAAUUUAACUUUUAAUUAUGGAGAUCCAAUCGACAUGACUGAAAUGGUCAGAGCUUUAAAAGCGGCCAAUGCUACUGACGAGGAAGCUAGAAAACAAAUUACUGAUUUUUUGCAAGGAAAACUUCAAGAGCUUAAAUUGAAAACUGAAGCUUUACACAAUAAAUAUUUCAAAACGAAAUCCUGAUAUCCGAAGUAUUUAGGGUAAGCUUUCUAAUGGACUGAAUAAAAACUGGUGUUUUUGUAUUUUUGAAUUAAAAAAUACCAAUUAUUACCAAUACAUAAUACUGAUUACGAUCAAGCUUGAUGAGCCAGUUUCUUUAUCAUCCAAAGUUUGAAUAUUUUUAAUUUUCUGUUAAUGCUUUUCUGUCAUAAUAUCGGUUGCGACACUAGGCGAUGUUGCGUAAGUUAACCAAGAUUUUUGGUUUUUCCCGUUCCGUAACCUAACCACUCCUGAAAUCUGGUUAGGUUUUUGAAAUGCAGUUCCUGAAAAAUUAGGUCCCAACUGUCAACCGAAUCUACCGAUCAAAAAGCUUAAAUGUUUCGGUUUGUUUUCAAUUUGUGCGAACAAGCCUUAUAUGAUACGCUCGAGGGAUACACUCAAUGAAUUACGUAUAACCAAGAACUGGAAUGCGCAGGCUAAUUUUUAUAUUUGUCAAAAGUGAACCAACAAGGACAAAUGCCACAAGACAAGGGGGAAUGUUGUUUUUUUUUUGUUGCUCACUGACAUAAGUAUGACGUUUUGGAAAGUUUCGUUAUAUUUACCUACACAGGUUUUAUUAUUUGAAAUACGUGUUAAAAUCAAUUUUCGCCAUUUAACAUAAUGAGUGCGACAAAAACAGGCAUCCCCUCUGCAGUAGUGGCACGUGGCUUCACGUUCUUAAAUCUGUGAUCUGUCUGUGUACUUGUUCCAGUUCUUGGUUAUAGUUCAUUGGAUACACUUUAUUAUUGGCUACAUUUGAAUCAUGACGUCACAUCAUCUACUUCAAAUUCAAUUUUUAUCACAAACUUUGCAUGUUACUUCAUCAUUUUCAAUGUCCCCUUGGUUGCAUCUAUGCGAAGGACUGUGAAUUUUUUAUUUAUGGAAGUCCUGUUCAGGAGCAAAAGUUAUGCGUCAAAUUACUAAUUUAACAGAAGGAUAAGAAUAAUUAUUAUUGGUAAGGAAACUGGCACUAAACAGUGUGAAACAUUAAAAGUAUUAAGCGUCCUAUAUAAAUACAAUAUCAAAUGAGAUUUUAUAAAAUGGGAGCAAUCUUUAGGAUUAUAUUAUCAUAUUUUGGUGUAUACCGUAUACCUAACUAUUCAAUAUUUUAUAAUCAAUUUGGUUAUUUUCUGUUAAAUAAUAAUUAAAGUUCGUUUCACGAGGGUUUAUACUUUUGACAUCAAAGACAUCUUGGUUUAAGAACCGACGAACGUUUUUGACGUCAUUAAUUUUUUUCAGUCAAUUUCUAAAAAAGGAAGGCAAAUUAUGUCAAAUGUAUAAACCUAUCAGAGAAUCAUAAUACUGUAACGCAAUACAUAAUAUACAUAUGUACAUAGAUAUUAUCCAAUAUAUUUUAGUAAAAAUUAUAUUAUAUAAGACGCUUUUCUACAAGAUAUCCGUGCUGGAUAUACUUUUUUCAUGAGCUAGUCACAAAUUAAGGUUAUUGAUCAAUUUUUUUUGCCAUUUUUAAACCAUUUUCAGCAUUGCUAGGGGCACAAGAGUUUGUUUUUGCUUGAGCCUAAUUCUAACUUAUGGAUGUGAAAAAUGUUAAAAUCAUAUACAGAAUGUAAAAAAUAUCCAUUGCCAUAAUGUAUGGUUUGGCAGGCUGACAAGUUUCUAAUUUUAUAAUUUUACAAAUUAAGUAGGCAUAACAAAUUAAACUUUUUAAGUGAGAAUAUUAUGGAAUUUUCCUACAUUCAAUCUAAAACCAUGUAUAAGGGGGUAUAUAAACAUGUAUAAUGAAUGACCAACAAAUGAUAUAGCUGAACUUUGUAAGUAAUACAUAUCACUUGUCUAAAAUUGGAAAAAAAUCGGUAUAAAUUAUUGUUUUUUGAUUGAUUUUUUUCGAAGUCAUUAACAUAAAUAAUUGUACUUUGGCCUGGUCACUGUAUUCACGGCUAAUAUUUCAUAAGUAAACAUAUUUUUUUUUCCAAAAAAAGUUUACUAUACUCUGGUAUUUUAUGUUGAAAUUAUUUACAGUGAUUUUGAAGAAACAAUGGCGACAAUAUCAAAUUUUUGAAAUUUAUUACUAAGUUUCCAAGGUGCAAGUGCUUUAAUAAGUCACCUUCUAUAAUAUAGCACCCAUACUUUUUAUUUUAUGGCGUGUUCAUACCAAGAGGAUAAUGUAAUGGUAUGGUUGUUAUUUCUGUUUCUGGAAAAUCAAUUGAAUUUGAGGAAAUUUAUAUUAUUUUUUAUAGUGUGUAUUAUAUUUAAUUACAUAGUUGGAAAUUUCACUUAUUUAUCUAUGACAUAGGGCUUCCAAGAAUUCAAAUCAAUGCUUAUAAUGCAGAAUAAACACUUUAAACCUCAAUUAUUCUAAAUCUGUAAAACCUAUAUUCUUUUUACAUAAAGCCUGAAAUCCAAUAAAUUGUUAGGAUCAGGUAUUUUCCCAGGCAUUUAUUCUUAUUCUAAAAUCAGUUUCAAAUACUACCUAGCUAUUCAUCUGCCAUAUUUAUUAAUUCUUUUGGGGUAAGUGGACUUGAAAAAUUUAAAUAUUGGCCAUUCCUACUGUGUAGUUCACAAGAAAAAAAAGAUAUGUAUUAUCAAAUAUGGUUAACAUGAUCUAGACGACCAUUUUGUAAAAUUAUUGUUGGUCAUGAAAAAAAUAUUGUUUUACUAUGAGAUAUUAGUUUUUCUUUUUAAUAAUAGCCAUAAGUAAAUUGUGAUUUUUCCCUAUGCUUGCUGUAAUAAUUGGAAUCUUGUAUUUUUUUAAUUUAAUUUUAAGCUUAAAAUGUAUCUUUUUAUUUGGCUAGUAUAGCUUUUAGCUUACCUAAUGAAGACUAAGAGCCAUAUUAAUCAAACUGUAUUAGAAAAUAAGUCAUUACCUUACCAUUUUAUUAUUUGUUAUAAGUAUUUGUUGAAUAAUUUUAAGAGUACGAACAUGUAUUAUGUAUUUUAUUUGAAUUUUUUCCUAAUGUUAAAAAAUUAUUACCUACUUUUUGCAAAUAAUGUUUCCUUUUUUUUAUAUUAUUUAUUGUUAAACUUUUGAGAAACUUCCAUAAGCAUGUGAUAACUAAUCAAUACAAAAGUC
Ceutorhynchus assimilis (cabbage seed weevil) is the source of this 4355-nucleotide messenger RNA. The record is from the annotation of a GenBank genome assembly. NCBI's taxonomy places the organism in Eukaryota, Metazoa, Arthropoda, Insecta, Coleoptera, Curculionidae.